Molecule: messenger RNA, 1059 nt
Organism: Penicillium waksmanii
Lineage: Eukaryota; Fungi; Ascomycota; Eurotiomycetes; Eurotiales; Aspergillaceae
Exons: 4
Coding region: 1-1059 (352 amino acids)
Source: RefSeq, a predicted model, not a curated record
AUGAGUGCCCCUCAAGCACCCGUGGCCCAGGCAGUCACCGUCAGCCUCAAAGAUCUCGAAAAUGGCACCGUCUCAUUCGACACCCUCACCGAGGCCUUUGGCCCAUCAUCCCUGGGAAUCAUGAUCGUAAAGGACUUGCCAGAGAAAUUCAUUAAACUCCGCGCCCAAGUCCUCUCCAAUUCAUCGUAUCUAGCAGCCCUCCCACCCGCCGAACUAGAAACCCUCGAAAGCCCCGAAUCAAAAUACCUCGUCGGCUGGUCCUGCGGCAAAGAAACCCUCAAAUCAGGCCAAUACGACACACACAAGGGCUCCUACUACAUAAACUGCGCCUUCUACCAAGAUCCGAAUCUAAACAACGCCCCUGCCGACGGAUUCCCCGAUUUCCCACAAUACACAGCGCCGAAUAUCUGGCCUGAUGCGGGGAAAUUGCCCGGUUUUCGCAGCGGGGUGCAGGAGCUUUGCUCGUUGAUUAUUGAUACUGCGGCUCUGGUCGCGGGGGCUUGUGAUCGGUUUGCGGAGUCGGAGAUUGGGGGGCGGGUUGUAAGGGGGAGUUUGACUACUAAGGCGAGAUUGUUGCAUUAUUUUCCCUCUGGCGAGGGCGAGGGCGCAGACGAGGGCGCAGACGAAGCGGGUAACGAUGAUGACUGGUGUGCGACGCAUGUUGAUCAUGGCUGUUUGACCGGUCUUACUUCGGCCAUGUUCCUCGAUGAAGAAGCUUCGUCUCCGUCUCUACCUUCUUCGGCUGGGGAUGUUCUUCCUGAAUUGCCCUCGUCGCCGGAUCCCGCGGCGGGGCUGUAUAUUCGUUCGCGAACAGGUCAGAUUGUUAAGGUUAAUAUUCCUAAGGAUUGUCUUGCUUUCCAGACAGGUGAGGCAUUGCAGAUGAUUACCAAGGGGAAGUUCCGGGCUGUGCCGCAUUUUGUAAAGGGGGCGAAGACGGGGACUGGGCGGAUUGCUAGGAAUACUUUGGCUGUGUUUACGCAGCCGAAUCUUGGCGAGGAGGUGGAUGAUGGUGUUACUUUUGCUGAGUUUGCGAGGGGUGUUGUGCAGAAGACUUAUUGA